This is a messenger RNA of Penaeus vannamei (Pacific white shrimp), 417 nucleotides long. NCBI's taxonomy places the organism in Eukaryota, Metazoa, Arthropoda, Malacostraca, Decapoda, Penaeidae. The record is from RefSeq and is a predicted model, not a curated record.
AUGGACCUUGGUUGGCCUCGAGUUGUCCGUGAAUCCGAACACCUGCUGAUCUGUCCUCGGAGGCAGGUGUCAGUCCAUGAGGAAUCUAAAAUCUCCCAGGUGAAGCGAUGUCAACACUUUGGCACGAAGUUGAGUGUCGUCUGUCGUGAAAAUUUUUUGAAACUUCCUUUGCUAUUUUUCUAUAUUUUUUGGUGUUACAGUGCAUGGGAAUUACUACAAGGAAAUGUUCUAGGGGAGACGACGGGAGGAUGUAGGGAUGGUGAAGAAAGCGCAGAACUGGGGCUUAAGGCAACUAUACCACUAGCUGCCGCAGCCCUCCAAAUGGCUCGUAUCCCUGCCGUGUACAUCACUGAUUAUGACCAAGAUCCCCUUCAGGUGGAGCCUUAUUGGGAACCCUAUUAUGCGCUGACGGUAUGA